GCAUGACCUGGAGCCCGACUUCAUCCUUGGUAUCUACUUGGAUGACAUUCUUAUCCAGAGAUUCAACAGCAGAGCAGAGAUUCCAAGGCUGGGGCACUGUGCACCUUGGGUGGAUCAUCAGCAGCCAGCGUACUGGGAUAGUGAGACACAGGGCGUUCUGAGACUAAUUGACAUCUACCAAGACUUCCUGGAGACAGUGCUUCACCUCUACAAUCAAAGUGAAACUGGAUAUCACACAAUGCAGAUAUUGGUUGCCUGCAAUGUGGGGCCUGGAGGGAAAUUCCGUCGUGGACAAUGUAAAUUAAUCAUCAAUGGCCGUGAUUACAUCACACUGAAUGGUGACCUGAGCACUUGGACUGUAGCUGGCAAGGAAGCUGAGACCCUGAGGAGACAGUGGGAGAAGACACAAGUUGCAAAAGUUAUGGGUGUUUUUCUAAAGAAAGAGUGUGUGUACCUCCUCCUCCAACACCUGAACUAUGCGAAAGAGUUUUUGCUGAGAAGAGACAUCCCAAAAUUGCAUGUGACUCAUAAGGUCAGAGCUGACGGGAAUAUCACUCUAACAUGCUCGGCCCUGGAUUUCUACCAUGCUGAGCUCACCCUGACCUGGCAGAGGGAUGGUAAUGAUCACAGACAGGAUGUGCAGGUGAUGGACACCAGGCCUGCAGGAGAUGGCACCUUCCAGAAGUGGGCAGCUGUGGUGGUGCCUCCUGGGGAGGAGCAGAGAUACACAUGCCGUGUGGAUCAUGAGGGCCUGCGUGAGCCCAUCACCGUGAGAUGGGAGCCUCCUCAGUCCCCUCUCCCCAUUAUCGCAAUUGUUACUGGCCUGAUUCUUGGAGCUGUGCUUAUGGGAGCUGUGGUGACUUUUCUGAUAUGGAAGAGGAGGACUAAAGGAUAAGACAGCUGGACUGAGCCUACCGGGAUUCCUUCUUCUUUCUUUUUAACCACUGUGGUUUGAGGAACUGAUGACUUCUCUUCCUGCAUCUGACUGUCACUAUGUGUCUGUCUGUCUCCUGUGAGUACAAUGUAGCCAGGUGCUUAGUGCAGCCCUGCCCUGAGUAGCUACAAGUCCCACCCACACACUGAUUAUCUUUCCUUCCCUAAUCACCCUUGCUGUUCCAACAAAGGCUCGGCUGGAAAACCUCCAUCCCUGACUUAAAUUUACUUUUUCCUGAGCUACAACUUAAUGCAUCUUUCUUGAAAUUAAGCAUUUUUAUUGUUAUGCAACUUCUUUCAGAGUGGGCAUUUGAUUUGUAUUAAAGACAAAAAAAAACCCGAUGGGAAAAAUAAAGUCUCAGAAUAUUUCA
Messenger RNA from Mesocricetus auratus (golden hamster), 1304 nucleotides. RefSeq names its product class I histocompatibility antigen, Gogo-OKO alpha chain-like. The coding region runs from base 239 to 895 and encodes 218 amino acids. Gene Ontology annotation, molecular function: peptide antigen binding; signaling receptor binding. Gene Ontology annotation, biological process: immune response; antigen processing and presentation of endogenous peptide antigen via MHC class I via ER pathway, TAP-independent; positive regulation of T cell mediated cytotoxicity. NCBI's taxonomy places the organism in Eukaryota, Metazoa, Chordata, Mammalia, Rodentia, Cricetidae. Gene Ontology annotation, cellular component: external side of plasma membrane. The record is from RefSeq and is a predicted model, not a curated record. The transcript is spliced from 5 exons.